AUGGUCACUGGGAACUCAGAUAUGGCUUGACUCCGUCGACGUCGAGCAGCUCCUGUCUUUGCUAAAGAUGGAGAACCCGACCCUGUCGCGGAUUCUAAAGAAGGACAACCAGACCUUUUCCCAAAAACUGGACGACACCAGACGCGCCCUCUAGAAAGACAACCAGACCCUGUCGCAAAUGCUGCAGGUGGAGAACCAGGCCCAGACGCUCUCAGAGAAGUAUCCGAGUGUAAAGACCGCUGGAAGAAUAUACGAGGAAGCUAUUCAAAAUAUAGGGCAAAACUACAAACAAAAUCAGGACAAGGAGCUAAACGAGUCAAACAAUAUUAUCUGGCCCCACAUCUCCUCUUCUUGGAUCCUUUCUUGAAGUCUCGCAAAAGCAAAGGCAACAUAGCUGAAGAGUCUGCAUUAUCAGCUGAUGAGGAAACAGAUUCUAAUGAAUAUGAAGAAAACGGCAACAUUGAGGUUCAAUCACUCGAUUACAUUCUAUCCACUCAUUCCUCUCAUUCACCUAUACCAUCUCCCAGUACUUCUGUCGAUGAUCACCUGUUAGCAAUGAAAGCACCUAAAACACCAUCACGGAAAGGAGAUGAUUUAAGAAAAAAAAAGAAGUUAGCAACCUCUAUCAAUGAUGUCAACCAGCAAGCUUUUCAGUAUUUUGAGAAAAAACAGAAAGUACAGGAGAUCCAGAACGUCACGAAAACAAAUACCACAGUUGAUCCUCCUGAUCCUGACCUGGCAUUUUUACACAGUGUUCUGCCUGACAUGAAGUCUAUGAACUCUAACCAGAAACGGCGUUUCAAAAUGGGCAUUUUAAAUUUGGCCGAGCAAAUACUAUCCUCAACCAAUCUGGAAGCUACUACUCCACCAAUGGAUGGUUCUCAAUCUUGGAUUGAAGAUUCGGUGAAUAGAAAUCCAGGUUCAAUCCCGCAAACCAACACGGACCCUUUCAAUAUGACUGAGUUUAUACGAUACAAUAAUUAA
Messenger RNA from Acanthoscelides obtectus, 984 nucleotides. The record is from the annotation of a GenBank genome assembly. Lineage: Eukaryota; Metazoa; Arthropoda; Insecta; Coleoptera; Chrysomelidae.